Messenger RNA from Pseudozyma hubeiensis SY62, 3666 nucleotides. RefSeq lists its product as hypothetical. The coding region runs from base 1 to 3666 and encodes 1221 amino acids. The record is from RefSeq and is a predicted model, not a curated record. Gene Ontology annotation, molecular function: methyltransferase activity; RNA binding; poly(A) RNA polymerase activity. Lineage: Eukaryota; Fungi; Basidiomycota; Ustilaginomycetes; Ustilaginales; Ustilaginaceae. The transcript has 5 exons. Gene Ontology annotation, cellular component: nucleus.
AUGCUUCAGCCUCGCGACGGAUCACUACUGGAUGUCGUGCAGGUGCAUCGCGUUCGGAACCAAGACUUUUUGAUCCGUCGUCUUCAUCGCCAAGCCCUCACUGCGUCAGCCUUCAAAAACGAUCGCCUUCUUGUUCCUGAUACCCAGAUCGAGCGUAUCGCAAGAGCUAGGUUUGCACCAGUGUCGACAUGCUACGUCUCGUUACAAACAAGCGCGUCGUCUUCCUGGACUUCCGAGGACUUCCUCGUCGCCGAGGAGGAUGUCAACAAACUAUCGGACGAGUGCGCGCCUUGCACCGCCAAACAUAGAUUGGAGAGAAGGAGGUUGAGAGGCAAGCUGCCGUUGAAAGCGAUGGAGCUGAUGUGCGGCGCCGGUGGACUCAGCAUCGGCCUCGAUCUGUCCGGUGCUUGCGAAACAAAGGUCGCGAUCGACUCGGAUCCGGACUCAGUAGAGACAUUCAAGAUGCACCAUCCGAACGCUUAUGUGCACUGCGAAGAUGCCGGUGAUGCCUUGCGACGUGCCAUUCAAGGCAGAGUCUCGCCAGCGGGGUUGACGUACCCGCUUCCAGGGCAGAUUGACGUUAUCUCCGCCGGUCCUCCAUGCCAGGGGUUCAGCCGCAAGAACCGAAGGGCGAAUCGCGAGGCCGCGGAGAAGGACCCGCGCAACCUUCUGGUCUUGACGGUCCUUGGGUGGGCUGAGCACCUUCGGCCCAAAUAUGUUGUCCUCGAGAAUGUCGAGGGAUUCACACAGUCGAAGCUGCGCGGCCGCGAUCAAGGCAUGGUCAAGCUCGCACUUAAGUCGCUCUUGGAUCUCGGUUAUGCGGCGACAUGCGGUUUUGUACAGUCCGGAUCGUUCGGUUGUCCGCAGAGAAGGGGAAGAUUUGUACUGAUUGGCGCUCGACACGAGCUGGUACUUCCGCAGAUGCCACGGGCAUCCCAUCAACUCCUCGGUCCCCAAGGACACCGGUUCACCUGGACCGACGGUUUGAGCCGCACUCAUGCAGCGCGGUCAGAGGACUUUGCGGCCAUGCUACCCGCCGUGACAGUGGCCGAUGCCAUCGAUGACCUGCCCGUCUUCGACUGGCAAGACCCACACGAAAUCUAUGCCGGUCCAGACGACGUCGGGAUCGAGCGUGAGCACUUGGGGAUACCGCAGCUCCCGGUCUCGCCCGGAAAAGCGGUAGGCUUCGUCACGGUUGCGUACGCAAAGCGUCCUUCGAACUCCUACCAAGAGCGAAUGCGAGUCUUCACCGGUCAGAGCGUCCUCAAGGUAGCCCAGCAUCAGACUUCGGGGACCGUUGCAUCGGCGGUCGAAAGGGUAGUCAACGUCGCCCUGCGGCCCGGUGCCGAUUUCGAGUCAUGGAAUCAAUGCGAUGUGAGGAAGCCAGCGCUUCUCGGAGGAUUUCGAAACAGCAGAUGGCAAGAUCAGCACUUCAGAUUCGAGCGAAUCGACGGCGACAAGUACUUCAAGACACUCUUGACGUCGGCGUCAGUGCAAGGCAGCAUGAUCCAUCCCGAUCAACGCAGGCUCUUCACUGCUCGAGAAUGCGCCCGUGCUCAAGGUUUCCCGGACUGGAUCGAGUUCCACACGGACCCAAUCCUCACCUCGGCAUACAGGCAGAUCGCGAUCGGUCCUAAUCAUUAUCGGCGCUUCCACGACACCUGCACGAAAAACGUCUUUUUCCUGCGCAUCACAUCCGCGACAGAACUGGUCCUGAUCUCAAGCUGUCUCUUCCUCAUCUCAUCAUCGGCCACCGACCGAAUCAUUCGCUCUCCAAACACUCACCUCGCGAGAGAGAUCGAGGUGACCAAGACGCUCGUUGCCGAGCUAGAAAAGCAAGGUGUCUUUGAGAGUGACGAGGAGAGCAAGGUUCGCGAGGCCAUCUUGGGCAAGCUCGACGCCAUGGUCAAAGACUUUGUCUACCGCGUCUCAAUAGCCAACGGCAUGUCGGAAUCGCUCGCUCGCUCAGCAGGUGGCAAGAUCUUCACCUUCGGUUCCUACCGCCUCGGUGUGCACGGACCAGGGUCCGAUAUCGACACUCUCUGUGUCGUCCCCAAGCACGUUCAGCGAGAAGACUUCUUUUCGGUCUUUGAAACCAUGCUCAAGGAGCGCGAGGAAGUCACCGAGGUAGCAGGCGUACCUACAGCGCACGUACCACUGAUUGCGGCCAAAUUCUUGGGAGUUGACAUCGAUUUCACCUUUGCUCGACUCGCGUUGCCGAGGGUCGAGGACAAUCUCUCGCUCGAAGACGACAAUCUGCUGCGCAGUCUAGACGAACGCGACGUUCGAAGUUUGGGUGGCUCAAGAGUGACCGAUGGCAUCCUGCGAUUGGUGCCCAACAUUCACGUCUUCCGCAUGGCGCUUCGAUGCAUCAAGCUGUGGGCACAGCGCCGUGCCAUCUACUCGAACGUCAUGGGAUUCCUUGGUGGCGUAGCUUGGGCCAUGUUGACGGCUCGUAUCUGCCAGCUGUAUCCCAAUGAAGCGGCAGGUGCUAUCGUCUCUCGCUUCUUCAUCAUUCUUUACCAGUGGAAGUGGCCGCAACCAGUCUUGCUCACACAGAUCGAGGAUGGACCCUUGUCCGUGCGCGUCUGGAAUCCCAAGCUCUACCCAUCGGACCGAUUGCACCGCAUGCCCAUCAUUACUCCCGCCUAUCCGGGCAUGUGUGCGACACACAACGUAUCGCAGUCGACGCAGAUGGUCAUGACGUCCGAAUUCAAGCGCGCUGCCGAGGUCGUUGACCGCGUAAUCAUCGGCAAGACCGACUGGAACGAGCUUUUCGCCAAGCAUGACUUCUUCUUCAAAUACAAAAACUAUCUCCAGAUUAUCGCUUCCUCAGGAUCGGCAGAUCUGCAGCUCAAAUGGCACGGCACGGUCGAGUCCAAGGUUCGUCAGCUCGUGAUGAAGCUCGAGCUGGUACCGACCAUCACAUGCGCACAUCCGUUCAUCAAAGGUUUCGAUCAGGUGUCCGAGUGUUGGAACGACCACGAAGUGCGUCUUGUUGCUACGGGUGAUAUUCCGGAAGAAGUGGCGCAGCGAACACAGAAGGUGGCAGCAUUGCCCGAGACUGAGGAUGCCAAGCAAGCUGCUGCUGAAGAGGCUGCGAAGGUGACCGAGGGUAAAGAGGGGCACAGGAUGAUCUACACAUCCACAUUCUUCAUUGGGCUCAGCAUCGAGCCCAAGCUGGCGGGCGAGGGCCCGCGUAAGCUUGAUAUCAGCUAUCCCACCGCUGAGUUCACGGGCAAGGUCAAGCAGUGGGAGCAGUACGACGAGGCAUCGAUGGGCAUCGUCGUUCGGCAUAUCAAGUGGACGCAGUUGCCCGGAUAUGUCUUUGAAGGGGGUGAGAAUCGUGUCACUGCAGCAGCGACGAGCAAGGUGAACGGCAAGAGGGCAAAGUCGGGCAACAAGAAGAAGAACGGUGCAGAGGCAGCGGGACAGACGAACGGUGCAUCACACGAUGAUACGGCGACGGCGGUAGACAACGGCGAUACAGAGAUGGCGUCACCGACCAAAAAGCAAAGGACAGUGCCAGACACGGUUGGUGGUACAGCUGCAACACCCACGCUGCCGCUUCAAGCAGCGACUGCAACAAAGGAGCUCGAAAACUUCCAGCUCGCGACGGGCAACCAACCCAUCGCUGCGUCGACAAACACUGCCGCCAACCACUGA